Molecule: messenger RNA, 1083 nt
Organism: Aspergillus wentii DTO 134E9
Lineage: Eukaryota; Fungi; Ascomycota; Eurotiomycetes; Eurotiales; Aspergillaceae
Exons: 3
Coding region: 1-1083 (360 amino acids)
Molecular function (GO): metallopeptidase activity
Source: RefSeq, a predicted model, not a curated record
AUGCAUCUCAACUUCUUGAAGGUCGUCCUUCUGGGUCUGAUUCUGCCCUUUGCGGUAGGCCAGCAAUUCCAGUACGCCACCGGAAAGUCAGAUGGAAGCUGCGAUGGCAAGAUCCCAGUGAUCAAUGACUGGAUCGAAGACGCUAGAGAGCUCUCCAAUGCCUUCAUGCAUGCCAUCGACAAUGUCGGGACCAGCAUUGUCGCCCAGAAGCUUUUCUCCUCCUGGUUUCGCCUCAAAUUCGAGAAGAAAGGUGAUGUGAUGGAGCCUGGCGACUCGUCCAAGGACUCCUGGAACCGUCUGACGACAAUCGCGAACGAAGUCCACAAAUUUCUCGUUCUCGACCAGCCAUACAAAGGCAUGCAGGGCGGGCCCAAAGUUUUCUGCGACGACAACUUUGUGCAAGAGCUCGACUGGGACAAGGUUGUGUUAGACGAUAACGACCAACCCGUCAUGUAUCAAGGACACCCGUUGAAGCUGAGCGAGCAGUACGCGAACGUUGAGCGAGACCUCGAAGGCUAUGUUCCCUGGUACGCAUGGGGCAAGAAGGGAUAUUUCUUCGCUGCCGAAGAGAACGGAGGAGCUCUCUGUGAUUCCACAACCCUGGGCGUGUCCAUUGCGGGCUAUCGCGCGAGGGAGGAAUUCGAUUACCCUAUCCCCCCAAGCGACUUGAUCUUCAACGAUAUCAUCAUCUUCUGUCCUGAGCUCUUCGACAAUCGGAUGAAACUCGUUCCCAAGCUUAAGGAUAUUUGGUACAUUGACCCCUCUGAAUACUGUGAGCCGGUGUCUAUCAGCACUGUCCUCCCUUGGAGCGGCACGUUGUACCACGAGAUGUUCCACACGGCAAGCGGCCAUGUUAAUAUGGAUCCAUCCAAUAAAUUCAAAGAUCCCCGAGGCUGGCACGUCACCGACUGGGAAUAUGACCCUAGGAUGGCCCAAGACCUCAUCCGCGAAGAUACCGUCGAAAAUGCCGAAACCUACGUUCUUUUUGCCCUGUCCUACUGGUACUACCGCAAGAACUGGAACGACCCCAGCCUCAAGCCUGUCACGUUCUAUGAUAGCUUUGCUGGCUUCUGGGAUGCUUAG